Molecule: messenger RNA, 801 nt
Organism: Cyclocybe aegerita
Lineage: Eukaryota; Fungi; Basidiomycota; Agaricomycetes; Agaricales; Hemipholiotaceae
Source: the annotation of a GenBank genome assembly
AUGCAGUCUGUCAUCUCCGCAGCUCGCUCAUCCACCAAGCGCUCCUUCUCUACUUCAGCGAGGAGAUGGCAGGCCGUACCCCAGCAGAAGCCUGUUCUCAUCAAGGAGUUCAAGAUCUACCGCUGGAACCCAGACGAGCCAGAAAAGAAGCCAGAACUCCAGUCGUACAAGAUUGAUCUCAACCAGACGGGGCCUAUGGUCCUCGACGCCCUCAUCAAGAUCAAGAACGAGAUGGACCCGACACUCACCUUCCGCCGGUCCUGUCGCGAGGGUAUCUGUGGUUCCUGUGCCAUGAACAUCGACGGCCAGAACACUCUCGCCUGCCUUUGCCGAAUCGACCGCAACGAGAGCAAGAACACCAAGAUCUACCCUCUUCCUCACAUGUACAUCGUCAAGGACCUCGUGCCCGAUAUGACCCAGUUCUACAAGCAGUACAAGUCCAUUCAGCCAUGGCUGCAGAACGAUAACCCGCCAGAGAAGGGCGAGUUCCUUCAAUCACCCGAAGACCGUAAGAAGCUCGACGGGAUGUACGAAUGCAUUCUCUGUGCGUGCUGCUCGACUUCCUGCCCCUCUUAUUGGUGGAACCAAGACGAGUACCUCGGCCCCGCGACGCUGAUGCAGGCCUACAGGUGGAUCGCCGAUUCACGAGACUCCCAUGGUGCUGAGAGGAAGGAACGUCUGCAGAACGAGAUGAGCUUGUACAGAUGUCAUACUAUCUUCAACUGCUCACGCACUUGCCCCAAGGGUCUCAACCCCGCCGCCGCCAUCGCCAAGAUCAAGCUCGAGCUCGCUGCCGAUUAG